Giardia duodenalis is the source of this 5721-nucleotide messenger RNA. RefSeq lists its product as uncharacterized. The record is from RefSeq and is a predicted model, not a curated record. Bases 1 to 5721 code for a protein of 1906 amino acids. Gene Ontology annotation, molecular function: protein kinase activity; ATP binding. Gene Ontology annotation, biological process: protein phosphorylation. The transcript has a single exon. Lineage: Eukaryota; Fornicata; Diplomonadida; Hexamitidae.
AUGGCUGUAAGGUCACAGCCGCGCGUGUGUAUUGAAACUUCGGUUCUUACGCUCGGAUGGGCCGAUGAGCACGCCGAUGCCUAUUACCAUUCACUCGAAAUGCAGAGGGUUAUCCUCCGUGGCCAGAAUGGAGUGAUUAUCCCAGACUACUUGGAGAGGUCUGGGGACGUUAUCUUCAUUCGCUCUAUCUCUACGCCUGGUAGACCAAUCUCCCACUUUACUCCAGACUCGUGGUCUCGCAAACCCGGGCAGCUUGUGGUCCUUGCCAUCGCAUGCCUUGAAAUACUGGCUAAGAUACACUCAAUAAACACGCUACACAGAAACAUAACAUCAGAAUCUGUCUUCCUUGACUCCUGUGAUAACAAAAUGUUGGUGGCAUCAUACGGAAUCAUCAAAACAACCCCUGACUUCGAAACAGCGCUUCAUUCCUACAUUCCACCACGGUUUAAUUCCGCAGAUUUCCAUGACAUAAUUAUGUAUGCUCCUCCUCUUUCAGAGUCCUUUCUUCAAACAGGAAGUUUCGUUGUACACCUUACUGAGCUGCGAAAGUUCCUGGCUAUUACACCCACAGAGCGCGUUCGCUUCAACCUCAGGUUUAGCCCACUUACAGACCUUUACCAAAUGGGGUUUUUCCUCUACAAGCUUCUCACGCAAGAGUGUCCACCCUCCCCGUUCUCACUGAAAUAUCAUGACGCAGAACCGGGGUGGAGACGAGCAAGGGAGGACGCGCUCAAGAAGCUCCAGCAGUACAGCUUGGGUCCAUUCUGCAACGAGUUUAUCUUACGCCUGCUGUGCCUUUCAGAGUCUCGGAUCUAUCUUUCUGCAGCAGAGGCUCACACUGACAUUUUGAAUUAUUGGAAGGCGGUCAACGCAAACCCAGCAAUGCUUCUCGAGGCAUCCUUACCUAAGAACAUGCCCAUAAACCCUCUAUCCUCUGAGGUGAUGGUGAAGAGAAUGCUCUCCAUACGGCUCUCAUUCAAUGACAUACACAUUCAAGCAAUACUGAAGAACAUUUCAGAGACUUUUCCGGUUGAAUUUCGUCGAGCUCUUUUCAAGACAGAUACUAACUAUGUAGUCGAGUGCUAUACGGCGUCCCAUUAUUCGGUAGAGCUUCCAGAGAUAUAUGACAUUUUAGCCACUAGAAAAGCAAUGUUAGCGUUCGAAAAUAUAAAAAAGGAGACUCCGGCCCUUCAGCAAAACUUAUUUGCCUAUUCUUCAACUAAGACCCAGUGUGCAGCUCGACCUCUGAAAAAGAUUUGCUGCUUGGCUGGCCUACGGGGAUCUGGCAGGUCUGUGUUGCUUGGGGACCUAAUGCGUAUAGUCAGAGAUAGCCUGCUCGGCUUCUGCCUUUAUGUGCCUUUCAAGCAAAUCUCUAGCUCUUUUGCGUUUGAUGAUGAGCGCAACCUUUACACAUGCGAUGCUACCUACUACAGAAUGUGUCACACAACUUCACACCUGAUUAGGGAGUUGCCUAAAAGUAUGCAAGAAAUUGAAACACCCGAGCAACUGAAGCGAUUUGAAAGUCACAUACAAACAGAGGAUAAUGGUGAUGUGCUGUCUUGUAUUUCAGGCCCAGAAUUGUCGCCCAUGUUGUAUCUCACAGAAGAUGAUAUAAAGUGCAAGCUCACACACUCGUACAUUGAGUUCGACGGUGAGUUUCAUUUGAUAGAUCUCUAUCUUGCUAGGUAUAUCGCUAGGUUAGAUGACAAGCCCUUGCUCAGUAGCAUCGGAGAAAAGAUGAAUCCCAGUAUACUAGCUAAGUUACCCUUUGUUCUACCAUCUCUGGCUGCAGCAAUGAACAUACGCGGGAAGCUAGAUGAUAUUAAAACUGCUGUCUCCAUAGAUUACUAUGAGUCCGUCUUUGGGAUUUUGGUUCGCUCUGUGCUUACCCGUGCAUCUGUCUUUGUCCUUGUUCUCGACGACCUAGUCUCUGAGUGCAGUAAGGACUUCAUCAAAAGAUUUUAUUCUUUCGUAGGCAAUCUCAAUGUUGAUAGAUUUUAUGUCAUUUUAAGUGAGUCUCUUUCCCCUUGCAUAUAUCCCGAGAGCUUUUCAUGGACUGGAACACCUGACUCUGCGCCGAAUACAAAGGAUGAUGCUGUCUCUCCUGUUUCUGGCAAGCAGUACAGCAGAGCAAAAAAGAUCUUAUCGUCCUUCAAGGUGCUAUCCAAAGAGUCUCCCACUCAUCAAGCUAGUACCAAGACGCAGGCUCAGUCGACAGUUGAUGACGCACGCUCAUCAACUAGCGUCAACAGCGCCUCAGGGGCAUCGGUUCUCUCUUCUGGUAUAAAGCAAAGCUAUGUUCAAGGAUAUUCUGCUUCUGCACGCAAUUCCAACCAAGAGCUAAAGAUUAAAGACCUAUUUGCCCGGCCAUACAGCUUCAACUUAGCAGUCAAACGCUUGCUUAACCCGUCUUACAUCUUACUGGAUCAAGUUCCAGAUGACAUGGCACAAACCUUUAUAUUGAAGUCCCUCAUGUUAUCGCCAGAUGGCCCAGAAGGAAAGGGAGGACUCCCAUCUGUUAAUACGGUGGACUUGGUGGAGCAGAUCUUGAGGAAAUCAGGGUCAAUAAUGCUCAACAUCAAAUUGCUGAUUCUGACGCUGUAUGGUAUUUCUGGCAUCACAGGCUCGCAAGCGCGCUAUAGCAAGACUGCUCUAGACGCGAUUCCUGACAUAGAUCAGGUUAUCUUAAGACGCUUUCUUGGUUUGAGAAACUCUAAGAAGCUAUCGGACGGGGACAUGGGUAUACUUUGCGCAUCGUCUGUCUUUGGCACUAUUUUCGACAUGCGCUGGCUUACAAGUGCCCUCAAUUACAGUAACGACGAUGUGAUCCUCACGUCUCUCACUGAGCUUUCUAAUAUGCAUCUAAUUUCUUGCGCCCCACAAUUUGUACAGCUUAGGCAUCCGCUUUAUGCACAAGGAGGUGCAGACCAUGGCGUGGACCUAGCCCACAAUCCCUACAAUCCUAACAAAUCUACAAAUCGGAUAGGCUACAUUUUUCUGUUUAAUAAUAUCAGUCUAUGCAAGGUUCUGGAAGAGUCAUUUACAUCUGGCAUGAGCCAAAAGCUAUUCCUGAUCGCACUAUAUCUUCGGAAGAGGUGGAUUGCACGGGACUCUGUUUUGGAGAGAAAAUCCGACCUUAAGCCGUCCCUCUAUAUAAGAAACUAUGAUCCCAGAGAGCUGGAGACGGGAGAACUAAUCAGAAAGCUCCACUUGGACUUUGUUUCUCUAUUGAGGGCUUCGGGUAAGGCGGCAGAUGUUUCAUUAAAUGAUCUUCAGAUUAACAAGGCCUCUCUUUCAUUACGGAUUGCUUUGCGCACUCACAAGACCUUCUUUUUUGACCAUAACAUGGGGGUAAACAACUGGCAACAGCAAGAGGCUUUUCUUAAGCAAAUGGAAGCCGACCUCAGAACACCAAGCACACGGGCAUGUCUCCUAGAGCAAUAUGAUGGACUUUUUGUGGACAUAACCAAGCUUCUGAAGUGCCUCAAUCCGUGUGCAAGCAAAUUGCUCGACAUUUAUGACCAGUAUGAACUUCUGAGACUAAACACAUAUGCAUGCGACAUCCUCUCUAAGAGCUUUGCUGACAUCAGCAAAUACCUUUCAAUGGCAAAGUCAGCUGAGCACGAAAUCUGGACUGCUAUGGCCAUGCUAUGUCUCAAUCCAAUGGAAAGGCAGAACUGGUCCCUGUCGAACUAUAAGGUUGUUGCCCAGAAGAGGCCCCUGCUGACGUUCAAAACUGCUAAUUCCCUUGACCUAGACUCGCUACUCAAGUGUACCAUAGGUGUACUCUCAAACCCUAACAGUGCCCACAGCUCUCCCAUUACCAGUGGCAAUGCAGAUGCUCUGCCUGGUAAACCAAAUGCGCUCCAAAGCCUGGUUUCAAAGUCAGACCCCAAUGGGACGGAUCCGACAGACAUGAUUGACACAAUGUAUAAUGAGACCAUACAGGUCGGUACCGAUUCUGAACUUACCGCGUUGUACAAUGCAUUUCCCUUGCUAUUUAACUUUACAUGUGCAAACAGCAUCUGCUAUUCGGUACAGUCAAUCCGCUUCACCACAAGAUACAAUCUGGUGCAGUCCACAUAUGUAACCGACAAACUAUCAAAUGAGGUGUACAAGCAUUACUGGCUGGGACUUAUAUGGGAGUGGACACUGGGCAUGAUACAGAGUAACAAGCCGGCGCGGGCUGUCUCAAUCGCUGUCUCAAUGCUGCAGAAGUUGCUUGGAGAUGAGGCGCACAUCAACGCUUUCCUACCUAUGAUAACCAUGAAUAAAAGCAUUCACCGGGACACUAUUGUUGCGACCCUCUCUCUUCUCUUCACUACCAAUCUUGUUGAGGGUAAUGGACUGAAGCCGCAUCCACAGGCUGCAAUCAUGGUUGCUUUUGACUCACUGAAGUCUCCCUCGACCCCCUAUGCGCUUAUGCAAUAUAUGAAGAGGGCAUCGUUGCUGGAGAGAUCCAUCCAAAAGCUCCUCUUCCUUAUCUUUUAUGCGCUUUUCUUACGGGACUUAACGGAGCUGUACUUGUCACUGGCAGCAGCUAUGGUGGAGCGGUGCCUCUUGUAUGGGACAACAAUUGAGGGAAUUGCCAUGAUAGGGAUUCUUGCAGCUAUUGCUCCAAGUUACAUUCACGAGCUCCCCAAGGCCGCAAUGUUCCACAUUGUGAAGGCCGUUGCAGAGAUGCUGCAGCUAGAAGAAACAAAGUCUCAAAAAACAAUGGGCUCUGCGGAGAGGUCGUUACAGAGUUACAACUUUAUUCCUCCUCUACUAUCUUACAUCUUUGAGCUAACGUCAAUACACAUUCUUCCCCACAUUGAUCAAACCGUGCGUGCUCACCUUAUUUCGUACAAACAGACGAUCUAUCUCCUAUCCAGCGAUGUGGUAGAGAAUGUUAUAUCGCAGCCUCUCGCUCUGUGCCUCUAUGCGACCAGUGCUUUCCUCUCCUUCAGAAAUGCUAGUGAGCUGGAAACGCUGGCCUUUGAGUGCCAGGUCGCUUACAACAACAUGGUGGCUAUAAAGGAAUGCGUAUUCAAUGUAUGCAUCUUUGUGAUUGCGUGCUGCUGCAAGUAUUUCAGAAUUAGAAAUGAGGCGGAACUGCUUGAAAAGGACAACAUUACCUUUAUCUCUACACAGAAGUCAGAGGGGGCUCCCACUGACGACUCUGAAUCCACUCCCUUUACUAGCAAGGGUGCCAAGGCAAUCUACAAGGAGUCCCUUCCCGACUUUGACAGCAUUUCGAUAUUAAGCAUUCAAUACAUGCGCUCCGACGCAACGCUCUUGCCCUCUAAGCUUGUUUGCUCCGUGCUGCUGGAGGCGUAUGCUCGAGCAGGCCUACUCGUAAAAGCACUCUAUGUGGCCCGGCGAGUUCUCCAGAUAUUCCCACCCACGUCUCAUGGGUUUAUCAACAUUCUAACGUUUACCCGCGUCGCUCUAGUGCACAUUGCCGUAGUCGAUACCGCAGUUAUCUCCCAAAGGUCAGCCGAUUAUCUGGCUCAAUCCUUGCUUGACAUCAUCUAUCGUAGCACCGGAUUUAAGGGCGCGUACAAGAGAAUGGCUGACGUGAUCAUGGCAGGGCUGAGUUACAUCCGGGGCUGCCAUAUCAACAAUGUAUUAUCUAUUCUAUCGCAACAUAGAGAUCUAAAAUCCAAUAGUAAGCCACUCCGAGAGCAGCUCGAGGAAUAUGGAGCGAGGUUUUUCUUAGAUGUUCUCUUGACAACAUAA